ACACUAGCGCCUGGGAUUCUUAUAAACAUUUCAAUCUCUUUCUCUCUCACCACCUCCGUCCCACACUUUCUCUCUCUAGAAAAAAAAAACAUUUCUGAAAUACAUACAACAAACAUAUAUAGAUAGCUGUUUAAGUCGCCCGUGGUAUUGCAAUGGCGCCGACGUUCAAAGACCUCCAACUGACCGGAAUUGGGGGCCGUGAUUCAACAGCGAUCGAUGUAGCUGACGACGAUCUCGAGGACGUUAGGCUGCUGGAUUCAUACGACGACGUUUAUGCCAAAAGUAGCGAGGAAUCCGGCAUGAAGCGAAUUCAGGUCAAAGUUACCGGGAUGACGUGUGCAGCCUGUUCCACUUCUGUUGAAGGAGCUCUCAUGAGCUUAAACGGCGUCGUUAGUGCCUCUGUUGCUCUCUUGCAGCAUAAAGCUGAUGUCCUUUUUGAUCCCAAUUUGGUCAAGGAAGAUGAUGUUAAGAAUGCAAUAGAAGAUGCAGGAUUUGAAGCAGAGAUUCUAAAAGAACAGAAUACUAACCGUACAAAACCGCAAGGAGGAACUCUAGUGGGCCAGUUCACUAUUGGCGGGAUGACAUGUGCAGCUUGUGUUAAUUCGGUUGAAGGUAUCUUAAGAAAGCUUAACGGUGUAAGCCGAGCCGUUGUUUCUCUACCAACUUCAUUAGGGGAAGUGGAAUAUGAUCCUUUAAUAAUAAGCAAAGAGGAAAUUGUCAAUGCAAUUGAAGAUGCUGGUUUUGAUGCCUCGUUUGUACAGAGCAGUGAGCACGAUAAAAUUAUAUUCGGAGUUGUUGGUGUAAUGAGCGAAUUGGAUGCACAAACAUUGGAAGGCAUACUUUGCAAUUUGAAAGGAGUUAAACAAUUCGGUUUCAGUAGGUUAUCAAAAGAAUUAGACGUUCUUUUUGAUACCGAGAUUCUUGGUCCUAGAUCUUUAGUUGAUGCAAUUGUUAGAGAAAGUUCCGGAAGGUUUCAGUUGCAUGUAAAGAAUCCGUUUACAAGAAUGGUAUCUCAAGAUGAGGAAGAAUCAUCCAAAAUGUAUAGGCUGUUUACAUCCAGUCUUCUUCUCAGUUUUCCAAUAUUUCUUAUGCGAUUCAUAUGUCCUCACAUACCUCUUCUCUACGCCUUACUGCUCAAACGAUGCGGGCCCUUCCAAAUGGGUGAUUGGUUGAACUGGAUAUUAGUUACCCUUGUACAAUUCGUUAUUGGAAAGCGUUUUUAUAUUGCAGCUUUCCGAGCAUUACGUAACGGGUCAACAAAUAUGGAUGUACUGGUGGCACUGGGUACGACAGCUGCGUAUGUGUACUCUGUGUAUGCACUUUUAUACGGUGCAAUUACUGGAUUUUGGUCUCCAACUUACUUUGAAACUAGUGCUAUGUUAAUAACCUUUGUGUUGCUGGGAAAGUAUUUGGAAUCUCUCGCAAAAGGAAAAACAUCAGACGCUAUAAAGAAGCUUGUGGAACUUGUGCCCGCUACAGCUUUGCUACUUGUUAAAGACAAAGGUGGCAAGAAUGUUGGAGAAAGGGAAAUAGAUGCAUUGCUGAUUCAGCCUGGUGAUGUAUUAAAAGUUCUUCCUGGUACGAAGGUUCCUGUUGAUGGUCAUGUUGUUUGGGGUUCAAGUUAUGUGAAUGAAAGUAUGGUUACCGGAGAAUCUGCACCGGUUUUGAAGGAGGUUGAUUCAUUGGUGAUCGGAGGUACAAUCAAUUUUCAUGGUUUACUCCAUGUUCAGGCUACGAAAAUCGGUUCUGACACGGUUUUGAGCCAGAUUAUCUCUCUGGUUGAGACAGCACAAAUGUCGAAAGCACCUAUUCAAAAAUUUGCUGAUUAUGUUGCAAGCAUCUUCGUCCCCACAGUUGUUGGUUUGUCAUUUUUGACAUUUCUUGCUUGGUAUAUUAGUGGGUACCUUGGAGCUUACUCAGACGAAUGGUUGCCUGUAAAUGGAAACCACUUUGAUUUUGCUCUUAUGUUUGCAAUAUCGGUUGUUGUAAUUGCAUGCCCAUGUGCACUUGGUUUGGCCACCCCGACAGCAGUCAUGGUUGCAACAGGGGUUGGAGCCAAUAAUGGUGUUCUUAUCAAAGGUGGAGAGGCGUUAGAGCGUGCCCAAAAGGUCCAGUAUGUAAUUUUUGAUAAAACGGGAACUUUAACUCAAGGUAAAGCCACAGUGACCACUGUCAAAGUAUUCACAGAAAUGGACCGUGGAGAUUUCCUCAGAUUGUUAGCUUCUGCUGAGGCAAGUAGUGAACAUCCACUAGCAAAAGCGAUACUUGAAUACACACGCCAUUUUCAAUUCUUUGAGGCUAGCAAAGAUUCUGAACAUCAAAAUGACGGUUCAGCAAUGUCCGCUUGGCUUCUCGAUGUGUUCGAUUUCCAUGCAGUUCCUGGAAGAGGUGUUCAGUGUCUUAUUGAUGGCAAACCGAUUUUGGUUGGUAACAGAAGUUUGCUGACUGAAAACGGGAUAGAGAUUCCAACUCAUGUUGAAAACUUUGUGGUGGAUUUAGAAGAAAACGCAAAAACGGGUAUACUGGUGGCGUACGAUUCUGAACUAAUUGGUGCGGUGGGGGUGGCAGAUCCGUUAAAACGAGAAGCAGCUGUGGUUGUUGAAGGCCUCAAAAAAAUGGGUGUCCGGCCCAUUAUGGUCACCGGAGAUAACUGGCGGACUGCCAGAGCAGUUGCAAAAGAGGUGGAUAUUCAAGACAUACGGGCGGAGGUAAUGCCAGCUGGAAAAGCUGAUGUCAUCCGUUCAUUUCAAAAAGACGGUAGCAUUGUUGCAAUGGUAGGAGAUGGCAUCAACGACUCUCCGGCCUUGGCGGCAGCCGAUGUCGGUAUUGCAAUUGGGGCAGGUACCGAUAUUGCAAUAGAGGCGGCUGAUUAUGUCUUAAUGAAAAACAAUUUAGAAGAUGUGAUCACAGCCAUUGAUCUUUCAAGAAAGACGUUCACUCGUAUUAGACUUAAUUACGUUUUUGCCAUGGCGUAUAACGUAAUUUCUAUUCCGAUUGCUGCUGGUGUUUUGUUUCCAUGGUUACGGUUGAAGUUGCCACCAUGGGUCGCGGGUGCAUGCAUGGCUCUGUCUUCUGUUAGUGUAGUAUGCUCUUCGUUGCUUCUGCGCAGAUAUAGAAAACCGAGACUUACAACGAUAUUGGAAAUAACUGUAGAGUAGAAAAGAAGGGGGAUUACAAUGUGAAGAAAGAAAAGAGGGCUCAGUGAGUCUUUUGUGUGUUUGAUCUUGAUUUAUUCAUUGCUUUAGUUCAUGUAUAAUCUCUAUUUGAUGAUGUAAAUGUCUCGUUUUGCAUAUUUUUUUGUAGCCUAACUUUCAAGUUAUGAUAAGAGGUCGAUGGUGAUGGCAGAACAGUGUGCGAUCAUUUACAUAACAAUAUUUCACCAUCAGCCCUCGUGAUUUCACCAA
Helianthus annuus (common sunflower) is the source of this 3404-nucleotide messenger RNA. RefSeq names its product copper-transporting ATPase RAN1. Gene Ontology annotation, molecular function: ATPase-coupled monoatomic cation transmembrane transporter activity; copper ion binding; ATP binding. Lineage: Eukaryota; Viridiplantae; Streptophyta; Magnoliopsida; Asterales; Asteraceae. The record is from RefSeq and is a predicted model, not a curated record. Gene Ontology annotation, cellular component: membrane. The transcript is spliced from 9 exons. Gene Ontology annotation, biological process: monoatomic cation transport. Bases 153 to 3158 code for a protein of 1001 amino acids.